AUGAGGAGAGCAGAUAUGGUUAAUGAAAGAAAAAUUACAAUUGUUAACGGCAAUCUCGAUGUACUGUUGUUACUUGUUCAUUUGAUUUUGUGGUUCAACUCAACAAACUCGAUGAUGGGCUUUUGGGGGUUCGUACUGAAUCAAAAUCUGGGUGGUUAUGGGGGUUUCGAUAGCGUGAAGAGGCUGGCGGCGAGGUGCAAACGACGUGGUUUCAGGAAGAGAGCGCCUGGAGGGGAGAGUGUGAUGAUGGUUAUGGUGGAGGUAGAGGAGAACCAUGGUGGAGAUUUAAAACGGUACUGUUUUGAUGACAAGGAUGAGUUCUACAAUGAGUUGGGACAACAUGGCACUUUUUGGUGCCACAUAAGCGUAUUGAAGCCGGAAUCCACACCGAUAUUACUUGAAGGGCUAAAGGCAUAUAGAGGAGAAGACAAGCAUAUUAGGCUAUUCAGGCAAGAGGAGAAUGCUGUACGGAUGCAAAUGGGAGCAGACAGAAUGUGCAUGCCAUCUCCAUCUAUUGAGCAAUUAGUUGAUGCUGUCAAACAAGUUGCCUUGGCCAACAAGAGAUGGAUUCCUUCUCUAGGAAAUGGGUCAUUGAAUAUUAGACCUUUGCUAAUGGGAACAGGGCCAGUUCUUGGGGUAAGACCAGCACCAGAAUGUACAUUUCUGCUCUAUGCUUCUCCUGUUGGCAAUUACAGUAAGGGCCCCUUGAAUCUUCUUGUUGAAGAACAUAUUCAUAGAGCCAUGCCAGGUGGAACUGGAGGCAUCAAAACCAUCACUAAUUACUCACCAGUUUAUAAAGCAAGUUCAGAAGCAAUGGCAAAAGGCUUCUCGGAUGUACUGUUUCUUGAUGCAGAGACUGGAAAUUAUAUAGAGGAGGGUACUGCAUGUGAUGUAUUCGUCGUCGAGGGAAAUAUGAUCUCAACACCAGCAAUAUCUGGUACUAUUCUCUCUGGAAUAACCCGGAAAAGCAUUAUCGAGAUCGCUCUUUCUUUCGGGUGGAAGAACAUGUUGUUCCGCUGGAGGAGUUGAUAACUGCUGAUGAAGCUUUCUGCCACUACAAGAAAAUUGGUUUUUAGCGGCGGUUUUUAAGGAUUAUAGGGGCGGUUUAAACCGUCUCUAUAAAACAUAGAGACAGUCUUUCAAACCGUCUCAAGAGCGUUGUUCUUUUGACUGUCGGUAUGUUUUAGAGACGGUUGUGACAACCGCCGGGGUAUGUAAUAUUUUAUCUACGGUUUGUAGAGGCGGUUAGUGUGUGAAAUCUAAAACAAAAUCAAAAUCAAAAUUAAAACCUAAAACAAGAUCA
Molecule: messenger RNA, 1303 nt
Organism: Mercurialis annua (annual mercury)
Lineage: Eukaryota; Viridiplantae; Streptophyta; Magnoliopsida; Malpighiales; Euphorbiaceae
Product: branched-chain amino acid aminotransferase 2, chloroplastic-like
Exons: 9
Coding region: 1-1029 (342 amino acids)
Biological process (GO): branched-chain amino acid metabolic process
Molecular function (GO): branched-chain-amino-acid:2-oxoglutarate transaminase activity
Source: RefSeq, a predicted model, not a curated record